Cyprinodon tularosa is the source of this 1867-nucleotide messenger RNA. It is a transcript of the gene stk25b, whose product is annotated as serine/threonine kinase 25b. Gene Ontology annotation, biological process: protein phosphorylation. Gene Ontology annotation, molecular function: protein kinase activity; ATP binding. The record is from RefSeq and is a predicted model, not a curated record. NCBI's taxonomy places the organism in Eukaryota, Metazoa, Chordata, Actinopteri, Cyprinodontiformes, Cyprinodontidae. Bases 357 to 1622 code for a protein of 421 amino acids. The transcript has 11 exons.
GUCGGUCUGGGCCAUUAUUUUGUCCUGAAGCGUAAAAUGAACAACAGGCUAAGCGUUCCUUGAAAUGAAUUAAAUAUUAAUUCACGGAAAUAUUUUUUUUUCUCCGUCUUUCCUCCAGAGACCCUCUGAUGGAGCGGGUCGCUCAGUAGCGGGCCAGCUCGGUCCUCCGUUGGACUCGAAGGCCGAAAACGCUGCGCGGGGUGACAGCCCCGUUACAGGCAGGCGGGCAGCGGUUAGGGUGUUUAUCGGCUCGGCUAGCCGCUCUGCUAGCUUCCUACACAGCGGGAAGGGGAGAGGAGGGCAGCUAAGUCUGGAGUGACGGAGCGGAGACUGGCUCUGUCCAGCCGGCAGAAGCGAUGGCUCACCUUGGAGACCUGCAGAACCAGAACACCAAACUGGACCCUGAGGAGUACUUCACCAAGCAGGAGCGAAUAGGAAAGGGUUCAUUUGGAGAGGUUUACAAGGGCAUCAACAACCGCACCAAGGAGGUGGUGGCCAUUAAAAUCAUCGACCUGGAGGAAGCUGAGGAUGAGAUCGAAGACAUUCAGCAGGAGAUCACAGUCCUGAGCCAAUGUGACAGUCCGUUUGUUACCAAGUAUUAUGGAUCAUACCUGAAGGGGACCAAGCUGUGGAUCAUCAUGGAGUAUUUAGGUGGAGGAUCUGCUCUGGAUCUGCUCCGCCCAGGACCUCUGGAAGAAACCUACAUCGCCACCAUACUGCGGGAAAUUCUGAAAGGCCUGGAGUAUCUGCACUCUGAGAGGAAGAUCCACAGAGACAUUAAAGCCGCCAACGUGCUCCUGUCAGAGCAGGGCGACGUGAAGCUGGCAGACUUCGGAGUUGCUGGACAGCUGACGGACACCCAGAUCAAGAGGAACACAUUUGUUGGCACGCCUUUCUGGAUGGCUCCUGAGGUCAUCAAACAGUCUGCGUACGACUUCAAGGCGGAUAUCUGGUCCCUGGGAAUAACCGCCAUCGAGCUGGCUAAAGGAGAACCGCCCAACUCAGAACUCCACCCCAUGAGGGUCCUGUUCCUCAUCCCCAAAAACCCUCCCCCCACGCUGGAAGGCCCCUACAGUAAACCCUUUAAAGAGUUUGUGGAGGCCUGCCUAAAUAAAGACCCUCGUUUUAGACCGACCGCUAAAGAGCUCCUGAAGCAUAAGUUUAUAACACGUCACACCAAGAAGACAAACUAUCUGACGGAGCUGAUAGACCGUUACCGCCGCUGGAAGUCUGAGGGACACGGGGAGGAGUCCAGCUCUGACGACUCGGACAUGGAUGCUGAUGGCGACGUUGAGCCGACCCCCAUGUGGAACUUCCCCACCGUCAAAUCUAUAAACCAGUUACAGCAGGGCUACCCGCCACCAGAUCCAGAGUCAGGAGAUCCUAUGAAACGACAGCCCAAGUCCCAGUGCUUGUCUGCUUUGGUAACGCCCAUUUUCAGAGAGCUAAAGGACAAGCGGCGGGCCAGUGGAGGAGGAGUAGGAGCUAUAGAGGAGCUGGAGAAUGCCUUCAGCCUGGCAGAGGAGUCCUUUCCAGGCAUCUCUGACCGACUCGUCACACACAUGAUGGAGAGAGUGUGCAGGUUUACUUUAAACGGUAACACGACUCCGUCGUCACGGUGAAACCUCCUCUGGAUGUAAUGUGAGCCAGACUCGGAUCAGGACCUCCCACCUGUCGUACCACUGCCGCCUCCCUGUCUACACCCCCCCCAAAAAAAGAGAUCUUUUAAUUAGUUACAAUUAAAUAUUUUUACAGUUUUUCUUUAAGAACGGAGAGUAUUUAACACUAAAGAAGCCAUGCCAUGUAGAGUGUUGUGUAUGCCUGUUAGUGAGAAGAGAUCUGCUAUAAUAAAGUCUAUUGAAAACGA